AUGGCAGAGCAUACUCCGAAGCCUCAGAUCCAACCAUGCAGGUACAAGACUGGCAAGACGUUAGGAGCUGGCUCCUAUUCGGUGGUCAAGGAAUGUGUACAUAUCGACACUGGCAGAUACUAUGCUGCGAAAGUCAUCAACAAGCGACUCAUGGCGGGCCGCGAGCAUAUGGUGCGGAACGAGAUCGCGGUUCUCAAGAGAGUCUCAGUCGGUCACAGAAACAUCCUAACGUUGGUUGACUACUUCGAAACCAUGAACAACCUAUAUCUUGUGACCGACCUAGCAUUGGGCGGAGAGCUCUUCGAUAGGAUAUGCCGCAAGGGCUCGUACUUCGAGUCUGACGCCGCAGACCUGAUCCGUGCAACCCUGUCCGCCGUCGCUUACCUCCACGAUCAUGGCAUCGUCCACCGAGAUCUCAAGCCAGAAAACCUCCUCUUCAGAACACCCGAGGACAAUGCAGACCUACUUAUUGCCGACUUUGGACUUUCUAGGAUCAUGGACGAAGAGCAAUUCCACGUUCUCACCACCACCUGUGGUACGCCCGGCUACAUGGCACCGGAGAUCUUCAAGAAGACCGGCCACGGCAAGCCUGUUGAUAUAUGGGCUAUUGGAGUUAUAACCUACUUCCUCCUCUGCGGCUACACACCCUUUGACCGCGACUCCAACCUUGAAGAGAUGCAGGCCAUCCUCGCCGCCGACUACUCCUUCACGCCCAUCGAAUACUGGCGCAACGUCUCCGAACCAGCUCGAGACUUCAUCCGCCGCUGCUUAACGGUCGAUCCACGCGCGCGCAUGACCUCACACCAAGCGCUCCAACACGCCUGGAUCAAGCCUGUGGAUCCUACCUCACCCGAAACCCCAGUCGGCGGCGGCCAAGAUCUUCUUCCGACAGUGAAGAAGAAUUUCAACGCCCGCAGAACGCUACACAAAGCAAUCGACACAGUCCGCGCGAUCAACAAGCUAAGGGAAGGAGGUGGCCUGAUGCAUCAGCAGGCGGAUCAGAUGAGUUUGGACCCGAAGCCUAAGGAGGAGGUAGUCGAUGGCUCAAAAGUUAUCAACGAGCAGGGCCAGACACAGAGUGAGGCGGCCCAGGGGGGAAGUGGUGAUCCGAUGGAGAUCGACAGUAGAGGUCAUGGAAGGGGUCAGACGGAGGAACAAAUUCGGACACAGGAGGCGAGAGUGCGGGACACUGUGAGCGCCUUGUGGAACAAGCGAUAG
Messenger RNA from Cyphellophora europaea CBS 101466, 1218 nucleotides. RefSeq lists its product as uncharacterized. Lineage: Eukaryota; Fungi; Ascomycota; Eurotiomycetes; Chaetothyriales; Cyphellophoraceae. Bases 1 to 1218 code for a protein of 405 amino acids. The record is from RefSeq and is a predicted model, not a curated record. Gene Ontology annotation, molecular function: ATP binding; calcium/calmodulin-dependent protein kinase activity; calmodulin binding. The transcript has 6 exons. Gene Ontology annotation, biological process: cellular response to oxidative stress; protein phosphorylation.